GAACAUUAUUUGUUUAUAACAAUGAAAAAACAACAUAUGGGUUUAUUGGAGAAAGUUGGUAUGAAUUAACAGAAAGUGGCUGGAAAUCGGUAAUUGAUAAUGAAAACCUUAAACAACAAUUUGUUAAUUCUAUGUUCAAAGAUUAUGAAAAUCUUAAAUUAACAUUACAAGAAACUGAAACUAAAGUUAAAAUUUUAGAAGAACAAUUACAAA
Molecule: messenger RNA, 213 nt
Organism: Racocetra fulgida
Lineage: Eukaryota; Fungi; Glomeromycota; Glomeromycetes; Diversisporales; Gigasporaceae
Source: the annotation of a GenBank genome assembly